Messenger RNA from Cylas formicarius (sweet potato weevil), 1819 nucleotides. RefSeq lists its product as uncharacterized. NCBI's taxonomy places the organism in Eukaryota, Metazoa, Arthropoda, Insecta, Coleoptera, Brentidae. The transcript has 2 exons. The record is from RefSeq and is a predicted model, not a curated record. Bases 39 to 1292 code for a protein of 417 amino acids.
UGUAUACAGGAAUUUGAAAAGAUUUCGACUGCAGUCGCAUGCAAUCCUGUGCGAGAAUGAGUGCAUCAGAGGAAAAUCCUUUGUCAAUUAGAGACUCGGUGCUAGAAGUGCUUCAAAAACACGACGUAAUAGAUUGCGAGAUAUCUCUAGAAGGCACUACGGAAAAAGGUGAUGGUUAUCUGGGCGACAUAACCUUUAUUCAUGUAACCGCUGUAAAGGAAAAUGGGAAAUCUAAAAACUAUGAUAUGGUCGUGAAAGCGGGAAAACCAAGCAAAGAGUUGCGCAAUAAAUUUCCCGUACGUGUGGCGUUCGAAAGGGAAAUUCACAUGUACAGCAAAGUGUUUCCCAGUUUCCAGCAGUUCGUCAAAGAAAAGAAAGUUGAACCGUUCCAGUUUGUGGCCGAAUGUUUUGGUACACUGUUAUCCGAAGAUAUGGAAAUUAUAUUCUGUCAGAAUUUGAAAAAAAUAGGUUACGAACUCCAUGACCGAUUCACACCCUGUAAUAUGGACCAUAUGAAAUUAACCCUAGAAAGUUAUGGAAAAUAUCACGCGAUUUCUUUCGCGAUGCGCGAGCAACAACCUGAGAUAUUUAAGAAGCUGUCAGAAAUGGAAUGCGUAUGGUCGGCUUUUGCUGCGUCGGAGACCUUUCCACCCAUGUUAAAGCAGGUGGAGAAACAUCUUUAUGAAAUUCUGGAAGAAAGUAAAGAGAUAGAAAUGCUCAGAAAAUUCAAAGAGCGAUUCACUGGGGACUUCGAACAAACCUGGAGAAAUUUAAUAACCGCGUACGAAGAACGAAGCGUGAUCACUCACGGAGAUUGUUGGAACAAUAAUUUCAUGUUUAAAUACGACACCACAGACUUUACCAAAUCAUCCCCGACAAAAGUUGUGAUGCUGGAUUUUCAAAUUUCCAAAUUGGCCAGUCCCGUUCUUGACCUGGCGUAUCAUAUUUGUGCCGUAAUCGCACCAACCGAUUCAGCUAAUUUAAAAGAGCUUUUGGGUAUUUACUACAGGUCCCUAUCAGAUUACUUGCGUCAAUUGGGAAGCAACCCAGACAUUGCAUUUCCCUACUCGUCUCUGAUCGAACAGUGGCGUAAAUACUCAUUAAUUGGCAUUUUUUUUGUCGGUAUGGUAUUGCCGAUCAUUUUGCUGGACAAAUCCGAUGCGAUGAAUGUGGAAGAUUUUGACGAGAAUACAUUCAUGGAUUUAACAAAAAAGGUGCAAGGAAAACACAAAACCCAGUUAAACGAAAGGAUCAUUGCCGCUUUCAGAUUGGUUCUGGAAGAGAAAGUAUAAGUGGUAUUUCUUGAGUCACUCAAAUAAGUAUCACGAGAUUAACAAAGAGUUCUAGGAAUUCAAAUAGUAUUCUCUGCACAAAAUAUCUUCAGUAUCAUGGAAUGGCUGUUGCUUGACAUUGAUGUCUAAAGAAACUAGAGAAGCUUAAUAAAAACAAUAAAUCACUAGUUAAUUAACAAAGUAGCGAAAAACUUAACCAUUACUAUUACAAAAUCUGAUUAGUCUCUUGUUCAGUUGUCUAUACAAAAUUAUUUAAAAUGUAAUUAUAACUAUCGGACAUUUUAUUUAGCUUAUUUCAAACGUAACUCUACAUGUUUUACAUUUUGUGAACUUACACAAAAGUAUUUGUUCUCGAAAAGUUGUAAUUUCUAGUUUGUAAUAAUAACUGAUUGUGGUCCCAUGACAAACCAACCAACAUAAAUGUUAAUAUAUGAAAUAAAAAUAAAUAACUUAAAUCUUAACUCUGUUCAUUUUUAAAAUUUGAUUGUUGUAUCAACUUUUUUUAUAAUAAAAUGUAUAUCUUUUAA